Messenger RNA from Galleria mellonella (greater wax moth), 1336 nucleotides. RefSeq names its product probable phosphoserine aminotransferase (gene Psat1). Gene Ontology annotation, molecular function: O-phospho-L-serine:2-oxoglutarate transaminase activity; pyridoxal phosphate binding. Gene Ontology annotation, cellular component: cytoplasm. The transcript is spliced from 8 exons. Lineage: Eukaryota; Metazoa; Arthropoda; Insecta; Lepidoptera; Pyralidae. The coding region runs from base 107 to 1204 and encodes 365 amino acids. Gene Ontology annotation, biological process: L-serine biosynthetic process. The record is from RefSeq and is a predicted model, not a curated record.
GUAACUGGCUAUGUUCAUGCACAAAACAAAUAUGUAGUAUCGUCCAUCCUGUAGCGUGGAUCGCUCGUGUUUGAUUAUUUUAUAUAGUUUUUCAUUCUUAUCAAUCAUGCCUAAAGUAUACAAUUUUGGCGCCGGGCCGGCAAAGAUGCCUGAAGAAGUGUACGAGAUCAUACGGAAUGAAUUCACAAAUUUUGAAGGGUCUGGAAUAAGUCUUUUAGAGACGAGUCACCGUUCCAGUACUUAUUUAAAGUUAAAUAAAGAAGUUCAAGAUGUUGUAAGAAGAUUAUUAAAUGUACCACAAAAUUAUAAAAUUUUGUUCUUGGCCGGUGGAGGACAAGGACAGUUUGCGGCUGUUCCACUCAACUUGAUUUCACGGACAGGAACAGCUGAUUAUGUCGUCACUGGUGCAUGGUCAGCUAAAGCUGCUAAAGAAGCAAAAAAAUAUGGAAAGGUGAACUUAGUUAUACCACCGACGGAUCGCUAUGUCAAUAUUCCUGACCAAUCGCAAUGGAAUCUGGAUCCAAACGCAUCAUAUGUUCAUAUCUGCACAAACGAAACUAUACAUGGAGUCGAAUAUGAUUUUAUUCCGGAUACAAAAGGAGUGCCUCUUGUUGCGGACAUGUCUUCAAAUUUUAUGUCGAAAAAAGUAGAUGUUUCUAAGUUUGGCGUAAUAUAUGGCGGUGCACAGAAAAAUAUCGGAACAUCAGGUGUUGCACUAGUAAUAGUUAGAGAAGAUCUUCUUAAUCAAACCUUACCGAUAUGCCCAUCGAUUUUGGAUUGGACGAUUAAUGCAAAAAACGACUCCAUACUCAACACACCUCCGAUGUUUGCUAUCUACAUAAUGGGCAGAGUUCUCCAGUGGAUCGAGAGACAAGGAGGACUAGAUGUAAUGGCUGAAUUAGCUACUAAGAAAUCAUCGUUGAUAUAUAACAUUAUAGAGGAAUCCAAUGGUUUCUACUGCGCUCCAGUGGCUAAGAAUGUCAGAAGCAAAAUGAAUAUUCCGUUCAGGAUUGGUUCCAUUGAAGGAAAUGAUGCUCUCGAGAAAGAGUUCUUGAAGGGAGCCGAAGCGUUAGGCUUGAUACAACUAAAAGGUCACAGAGAUGUCGGUGGUAUCCGUGCCUCAACUUAUAAUGCUGUUACUCUUGAAGAAGUACAGGCUUUGGCCAAUUAUAUGAAGGACUUUUAUAAAAAACAUUCCAAGUAGAAUUUUUUUAUUUAAUUAUUCUUUAUUAUCUAUAUUUUUUUAAUAUUACUGUAUAUCUAAAUUACGUAAUUGUUAAGUAUCAUAUUGUUAUGGCUGUGUCUAUUAAAAAAAUAAAAACCUAUACAUCGCAAA